Cucurbita pepo subsp. pepo (vegetable marrow) is the source of this 776-nucleotide messenger RNA. RefSeq lists its product as uncharacterized. The record is from RefSeq and is a predicted model, not a curated record. Lineage: Eukaryota; Viridiplantae; Streptophyta; Magnoliopsida; Cucurbitales; Cucurbitaceae.
UCUAAGACCGUGACUCACGGAUUGAAGACAUUGCUGCAAAAUUUCCCCAUUAUUAAUGCGCUCCUGCAAAUUCACCAUUUUCUCUCUCUCUCUCUCUCUCUCUUCGACGAACUGCAAAAGCAAGGGAAACAAAUUCUCAUCUCCAUUGCCGCUUCCAUUCUAUCAACUAAGAUUCUGCGUUUGGAGCUACAUUUCAGAGCACAGAGGAAGAUUAGUGCUCUUGAACAUGGUUCUUGAGAGCAUUCUAUCUUCUCCUCAUAGGAGGCACCCACCAUUUAGAAAACAGUUUCCUGCAAAUGAGUUGGGCAGUUGGUCCACUCUCUUCAAUCGACAUCGCUUCCUCUUAACCGCACUGGCACUCUUGACUUUACUUUGCACAAUCUAUCUUUACUUUGCUAUCACAUUAGGGGCUGCUGUGUCGUCUUGUUCGGGUUUGACUGGAGCUCAAAAGGAGUUGUGUCGUCUGGAGCAUGCUGAAGCUUCUCUGGGUAAAGGCAAAUUCAAAUUUCUAUGAUACAUAGGGACCUCAAGGUACAAAACCUUCUCAUGUAUUGGUUCUUCUCUUUGGUGGGAUCUGUAUUUAUAAACAAUUGAAGAUUGCCAUAGGCCAAAAGUUCAUUCAUCCAUUUUGAUUCACAUAUAUAUAUAGCAUAUAAGAUGUAGCAGAAUGUCAUGAACAUUGCUUCCUUGCAUUAAUUUGAUAUUUUUGUUCGUUUCUUCUUUUUGAUGAUGGGUUUGUAAUUAAAAGUUCAAUCAGAAUGUUCAUAUUAUUGUCA